This is a messenger RNA of Aspergillus bombycis, 657 nucleotides long. Its product is annotated as sugar O-acetyltransferase. The coding region runs from base 1 to 657 and encodes 218 amino acids. The transcript is spliced from 3 exons. NCBI's taxonomy places the organism in Eukaryota, Fungi, Ascomycota, Eurotiomycetes, Eurotiales, Aspergillaceae. Gene Ontology annotation, molecular function: acetyltransferase activity. The record is from RefSeq and is a predicted model, not a curated record.
AUGGCCACCUCCAAAGAAUGGCAGAAGAUGCUGAAUGGCGAGCUAUACUGGGCCUGGGACGAGGAUCUACAGGCCAACCGCGAACGAUGCAAAUUAGCAUGUCAACGGUUCAACGAAGCCGGACAAGUAUCUAGACGACGCAGGGUGGAACUAUGGAGAGAUAUAAUUGGAGAUACCCGUCCUCUCCCACCCCCUCUCGCCGAUGCCAAAGAAGACGAAGACCAAUUCAAAGAUACAGACCCCGUCGUUGACCCCCCAAUCUCAGUCGACCACGGUCUCAAUUUCAGGGUUGGAAAAGGGACAUUCCUCAACUUCAACUUGAUCGUCCUGGAUACCUGUCUUGUGACAAUCGGGGAGCGCGUCCUCUUCGGCCCGAAUGUUAGUAUCUACGGUGCCACGCACCCGAUGGACCCUGCUGUGCGACGCGGGCUCGAGGGCCCGGAGGCGGGGAAGGAAGUGCAUAUUGAGGAUGAUGUUUGGAUUGGCGGGAGUGUGAUUAUUUUGGCGGGUGUUAGGAUUGGACGGGGGAGUACGGUUGGUGCUGGGAGUGUUGUUACCAGGGAUGUGCCACCCUUUCACUUCGUUGCUGGAAAUCCGGCACGGGUGAUUAGGAAAAUCGAGACGAGUAUGGAUCCGGAGCAGCAGUCGAAUCAAUGA